UGAGAAUGAAAGUGAAAGUGUCAAAGUGGGAGCUACACAUGUAAUGUGGAUGAAAGGUUUGCGGCGUUAACACAGACCAUAUCAAACGUUCGGAGUGGCAUAUUAUUUUCCUGUGACUUAGUUCAUCAUCAAAGAGACUUGAAAGUGAGUCCUUUAUUUAAACAUUGGAAUAGCAGGCUCCAGGGUCAUGCGGCUGCGUCUCAUUUCCCUCCUUCUUAUCGUCAAAGCGUGUCGACUCAAUACUGCCAGUCCAGACGUGUGCCCACCCCUGUCUCAUUGGAAGCUCACCAAGCCCCUGAACACGAGGGAUAGUUAUCAAGAAAACGAAUCUCUGCGCUACCAGUGUGUGGAUGGCUAUGUGAGGAAGGCGGGAACCUCCAAUCUCACCAAGUGCAAACGGAUUGGUCAGGUUCUUCAGUGGACACUCCCAACACUGAUAUGCAUACCUGACCCAUCCAUUCCAACUACGAUAGAACCUUCAACAACCCACAAGACAACUCAAUUUCCUACAACGCACCUCUCAGUGCCCACAGAGAGAGUUAGCCCAAGACCAAUCACUCUCAGUUCACUUUUAUCUCAAACACUGCAUUCGGUCACAGAGACCCAAGAGGUCAUUACUACGGUUACAGUGACAACCACCAUCAUCAGUGACAUCACAUCAGUGCCAGUGGAUAAGUCCAGUGCAGUGACCUCUGUCUCCACGAAGACUGUUUCUCCAUCAGAGAGUUACUGUGUCACCAACAGAACCCCAACCUCCAGUGAGGAUCCAGGUGGCGAUGGAAGCACUGGGAAGAGUUCUGCUACAGCCAUAUAUGCGGGUGUAGGUGGUGUGAUAGUAACCAUCUUGCUGGUUGCAGCGUUUGGAGUACUAAUGUUUUGGAGAAGGAAACGGAUGCAGCGGCUUGAUCUGUCGCCAACACCAGACGAAAUUAUGCAAAUGAAUGUUGUGACUUGAGCCACACUCCUUAGUGCCCUGACGGACAACCAGCAGCCACCUAGAAAAGACAAAGGUGCAACAGUCUGAUGGUGGGGGAACAAUGACCUUGGAUUGGACAAGAACUGGACCAAAAAUGAGUGUCCUCGCGUGGAAAAUUAAAAUAACAAAAGCACCACCCAAAUUGAUUAAUUUAAGACAUUGAUUUAUUUAAUUGAUUAAUUAAUAUCCUUAAACUGGCAAAGAUUCUAACUAAUCACAACAGCCCAAAAUCCAUGGGAUUACUUUCUCACUGAAUUCACAAAAGGUAUGUGAUAAACAUGCAACUUUGGAGAACAGUGAAAGUUAGGCCCGACUAACCGGUGCCUGUAUAUAGCCUUGCUACUGUAUAUAGCUUCGCUACUGUAUAUAGCCUCGCUACUGUUAUUAUUCACUGUAUUUUUACUGUUGUUUUUUAUUUCCUUACUUACUCCCAGUUAGAUAGCAAAUGUUCCUUUUUUUCAAAAAUAUUAUUUUUUUGUAAGCUAAAUAGCUCCGUUUGUUCUUCACGUUUGGCUGAGAAAUCGCCCGGAAAUUGCAGUCACGAAAACGGCGAAAUAUAUUCCAAAUUAGCUCCAUAAUAUCGACAGAAACAUGGCAAACGUUGUUUAUAAUCAAUCCUCAAGGUGUUUUUCAAAUAUCUAUUAGAUAAUAUAUCCAUCGGGACAAUUCGUUUUUCAGUAGGACCGAUUGGAGUAAUGGCUACCUCUGUAUUUUACGCGAGAAUCUCUCUGGCAGCAUCAGGUGACCACUUGCGCAAUGUAGCCGCUUACGGGUAUUCUUCAACAUAAAUGUGUAAAACUACGUCACAAUGCUGUAGACACCUUCGGGAAUAUGGAGAAAGAGUAAUCUGGUUGAUAGCCCAUUCACUGAUCAAUAGGGACUCAUUGGAACGCAGCGCUUUCAAAACAUGGGGCACUUCCGGAUUGGAUUUUUCUCAGGCUUUCGCCUGCAACAUCAGUUCUGUUAUACUCACAGACAAUAUUUUUACAGUUUUGGAAACGAGUGUUUUCUAUCCUAAGCUGUCAAUUAUAUGCAUAUUCUAGCAUCUUGUCCUGACAAAAUAUCCCGUUUACUAAGGGAACGUUUUUUUUUCUUCAAAAAAUUAAAAUACUGCCCCCUAGUCACAACAGGUUAUUAAGGGCCUUCACCUUCCCUGGGUUAGCUCUAACUUAAUACAGUUGUUCAGAGAAAGGGGUAUAAAGCCUGGGCAAAGUACAGUAGAAAAAAUGGUCACCAAAGAUCCAACUGAUUUGGAGUCCUAUAGCAAAUUAUGAAACGCUGGUAAAACUAAAGCUAGAAAAGCCUCCUAUAUGGAUAGUCUUACAAAAAAUAAAAACAAAAAUCCACAGCAGUUCUGAAAAUACACAAAUGACCUUUGAAAUAAUCUGGCUUUAGACCCAACCAUUCUACCACCUACAGCGUUAUUGAAAUUUACUAAUGAUUUAUAUUCUUAAUCUGACCAAGGCCAACUAACUGGUGCCAUCAUUGAUUUAGUUGGGAAUUCUAUUUUACUAGCAAAGCGUUAACAUUGGUUUCACUAACAAAUCACCAAACUGGUUUCAUGCAUAUUUUAGCAUUAGAAAACAAUAAGUUUUCAUAGACGGACACAAAUCACAACUUCUUGGACUCAGUAGAGGAGUACAUCAAUCUCUAUAGUCAUAAAUGAAUUGCCUCUAAUUUGUCAGGAUACACAAGAUCACUUAUACGCUGAUGAUGCAGUGCAGUAUACAUCCAGUUCAAAUCAUUUACAGAUACAAGCAACUCCAAAAUUAUUUGAACACUUUACAAAAAUGGUUUCUAGCAAAUAAUUUGUUUUUAAAUCAAACAAAGUCCUAUAUCCUAAGUCCUGUGUUAUUGACUUGUUUAUUGUUUACUCCAUGUGUAAUUCUGUGUUGUUGUCUGUUCACCCUGCUAUGCUUUAUCUUGGCCAGGUCGCAGUUGUAAAUGAGAACUUGUUCUCAACUAGCCUACCUGGUUAAAUAAAGUUGAAAUUAAAUUUAAAAAAUGCUGUUUGGUUUGACACAGAAUGAACUCCAUAGCUGGAAAUUUCAAAAUUCUUUGAAGUGAUGGAACAAUGCUUGAAAGUGUUGAUUGUUUGUUUGAAAUAUCUGGGUUUGAGGAUAGAUUCUAAAUGAUCUUUUGGAAAGCAUAUUGAUUAUAUUAGAAAACAAUUGACUACAGUGCAUUCGGAAAGUAUUCAGACCCCUUAAUUUUUUCCACAUUUUGUUACAGCCUUAUUCUAAAAUCGUUUAAAAUAAUUGUUUUCCCUUAUCAAAUGAGGCAAAAACAGGUUUAGACAUUUUUGCAAAUGUAUUACCAAUAAAGAACUGAAAUAUCACAUUUACAUACUGUAAGUAUUCAGACCCUUUACUCAGUACUUUGUUGAAGCACCUUUGGCGGUGAUUACAGCCUCGAGUCUUCUUGGGUAUGACGCUACAAGCUUGGCACAACUGUAUUUGGGGAGUUUCUCCCAUUCUUCUCUGGAGAUCCUCUCAACCUCUGUCAGGUUGGAUGGGGAGCGUCGCUGCACAGCUAUUUCCAGGUCUCUCCAGAGAUGUUAGAUUGGGUUCAAGUCCGGGCUCUGGCUGAGCCACUCAAGGACAUUCAGAGACUUGUCCUGUAGCAUCUCCUGCGUUAUCUUGGCUGUGUGCUUAGGGUCGUUGGCCUAUUGGAAGGUGAACCUUCAUCCCAGUCUGAGGUCCUGGGCGCUCUGGAGCAGGUUUUCAUCAAGGAUCUCUGUUAUUUGCGAAUGUUCAUCUUUCCCUCGAUCCUAACUAGUGUUCCAGUCCCUGCCGCUGAAAAACAUCCCCGCAGCAUGAUGCUGCCACCACCAUGUUUCACAGUAGGGAUGGUAUUGGCCAGGUGAUGAGCGGUACCUGGUUUCCUCCAGAUGUGACGCUUGGCAUUUAGGCCAAAGAGUUCAAUCUUGGUUUCAUCAGACCAGAGAAUCUUGUUUCCCAUGGUCUGAGAGUCAUUUAGGUGCCUUUUGGCAAACUCCAAGCAGGCUGUCAUGUGCCUAUACUGAGGAGUGGCUCCCGUCUGGCCACUCUACCAUAAAGGCCUGAUUGGUGGAGUGCUGCAAAGAUGGUUGUCCUGGAAUGUUCUCCCAAUCUCCACAGAGGAACUCUGGAGCUCUUUCAGAGUGACCAUUGGGUUCUUGGUCACCUGCCUGACCAAGGACCUUCUCUCCCGAUUGCUCAGUUUGGCUGGGGGACCAGCUCUAGUAAGAGUCUUGGUGGUUCCAAACUUCUUCCAUUUAAGAAUGAUGAGGGCCACUGUGUUCUUGGGGACCUUCAAUGCUGCAGACAUGUUUUGGUACCCAGAUUUGUGCAGACACAAUCCUGUCUCUGAGCUCUGCGGACAAGUCCUUCGCCCUCAUGGCUUGGUUUUUGCUCUGACAUGCACUGUCAAAUGUGGGACCUUAUAUAGACAGGUGUGUUCCUUUUACAAAUCAUGUCCAAACAAUAGCCCAAUAGCACAUUCCAUGAUCGAACGUUCUAAACACACUUCCUAUCGGUGUGGCAAUUUCCGGUCAGUCUAGUUGUUAUCGACGAUAUAACGUUACUACCACUAUGUCGCAGUUUUUUACUAGGUGUCUUCAGGACUUGCCUCAAAUUAAUAUUCAUGAUGUACAUCGAAUUGUUAAAUCAGCCCCCGAGACUCCAGCUAGCAAGAAUGAAAAGGGGUUCAAGAUGUAUAUAGGAAGCUACAUAAACAACUAUGAAGGUGAGUACCAAGUCAGUGACAGAUAUAACGUUAGCUGUAACUGUAGCUAGUACACUCAAUUGCUCCAAGAUGGCAUAGCAGUCAGACGUCUUUUGUCCUUGUCGUGUCCCAUAUAUAUAUAUAUAUAUAUAUAUAUUUACAACUUUCCUCGCAUAUAUUUUUUUAAUUUUCCAUAAACUCAUCUUCAAAACACUCUCCUGCAACCCGCCUCACCAAUUUAAUUUAAAUCUGUAAUCCUCCAUAGAAGCUAGCCUGAAGCUAACCAGAAGCUAGAUAGCUUCUUUACUAGCUAAUCGUUAGUGUUCAGCUAUCCUUUAGCUCGAAAAUCUAUCGCCAGUUUUGUACGGCGCGGCUCGGACCGGAACAUACCGGACCUAUUUUUCUCUCCAUGUCCCCGGAUUUCAACCGCUAACUCUGGACAUUUAUACCUGGAUCUCGCAGCUAGCUACCUGCUAUCCGUGUGACUAUCGGCUUACGUCGAUUCCGGAGCAAACAUCAAUUAUUCCGGAGCUAGCCAGCUGAAGAGUUCCAUCAGUCACUCCUGGGCAACAAUCACCUAUCCGGACCCGUUUUACUGCCAACGCGGAGCCCCACCGGGCCUUCACAACUGGACUACCAACGUUAUCUACCCGAGAGAGUUAUCCGGCUGGCUCCUCCGUCGCGACGUUACCUGAAUGCCCAUCUGCGGUCCGCUAAUCGUUAGCUGUCUUAUCGGCUGCUAUCUGAAUAGACCUAUCGGACAAUUUAUUUAUACAUUUUCUUUUUCUUCUUGGGCCUCCUCCAAUUUUUUGCGAAUUGGAUUGAUCCCCUCUACCACACGGAACCCCACUAAUCCUACCGACGGAAACGCACGAGGUGGUUAAAAACAGAUCUCCAUCCUAUGCUAGCUUGCUACCGAUGGCCCGGCUAGCUGUCUGAAUCGCCGUGACCCCUACCAACCUCACUACUCACUGGACUCUUUUGAUCACUCUACUAAGCAUGCCUCUCCUUAAUGUCAAUAUACCUUUUCCAUUGCUGUUCUGGUUAGUGUUUAUUGGCUUAUUUCACUGUAGAGCCUCUAGUCCUGCUCACUAUACCUUAUCCAACCUAUUAGUUCCACCACCCACACAUGCGAUGACAUCUCCUGGUUUCAAUUAUGUUUCUAGAGACAAUAUCUCUCUUAUCAUCACUCAAUACCUAGGGUUACCUCCACUGUAUUCACAUACUACCAUACCUUUGUCUGUACAUUAUACCUUGAAGCUAUUUUAUCACCCCCAGAAACCUUUUACUUUCUGUUCCAGACGUUUUAGACGACCAAUUCUUAUUGCUUUUAGCCGUACCCUUAUCCUACUCCUCCUCUGUUCCUCUGGGGAUGUAGAGGUGAAUCCAGGCCCUGCAGUGCCUAGCUCCACUCCUAUUCCCCAGGCGCUCUCUUUUGAUGACUUCUGUAACCGUAAUAGCCUUGGUUUCAUGCAUGUUAACAUUAGAAGCCUCCUCCCUAAUUUUGUUUUAUUCACUGCAUUAGCACACUCUGCCAACCCGGAUGUUCUAGCUGUGUCUGAAUCCUGGCUUAGGAAGACCACCAAAAAUUCUGAAAUUUUCAUCCCAAACUACAACAUUUUCAGACAAGAUAGAACUGCCAAAGGGGGCGGUGUUGCAAUCUACUGCAAAGAUAGCCUGCAGAGUUCUGUCCUACUAUCCAGGUCUGUACCCAAACAAUUUGAACUUCUACUUUUAAAAAUCCACCUCUCUAAAAACAAGUCUCUCACCGUUGCCGCCUGCUAUAGACCACCCUCUGCCCCCAGCUGUGCUCUGGACACCAUAUGUGAACUGAUUGCCCCCCAUCUAUCUUCAGAGCUCGUGCUGCUAGGCGACCUAAACUGGAACAUGCUUAACACCUACAAUCUAAGCUUGAUGCCCUCAAUCUCACACAAAUGAUCAAUGAACCUACCAGGUACCUCCCCAAAGCCUUAAACACGGGCACCCUCAUAGAUAUCAUCCUAACCAACUUGCCCUCUAAAUACACCUCUGCUGUCUUCAACCAAGAUCUCAGCGAUCACUGCCUCAUUGCCUGCAUCUGUAAUGGGUCAGCGGUCAAACGACCUCCACUCAUCACUGUCAAACGCUCCCUGAACCACUUCAGCGAGCAGGCCUUUCUAAUCGACCUGGCCGGGGUAUCCUGGAAGGAUAUUGAUUUCAUCCCGUCAGUACAGGAUGCCUGGUUAUUUAUUUUUUUAAAUGCCUUCCUAACCAUCUUAAAUAAGCAUGCCCCAUUCAAGAAAUUUAGAACCAGGAACAGAUAUAGCCCUUGGUUCUCCCCAGACCUGACUGCCCUUAACCAACACAAAAACAUCCUAUGGCGUUCUGCAUUAGCAUCGAACAGCCCCCGUGAUAUGCAGCUGUUCAGGGAAGCUAAUAACCAUUGUACACAGGCAGUUAGAAAAGCCAAGGCUAGCUUUUUCAAGCAGAAAUUUGCUUCCCGGAACACUAACUCAAAAGUUCUGGGACACUGUAAAGUCCAUGGAGAAUAAGAACACCUCCUCCCAGCUACCCACUGCACUGAAGAUAGUGUUUCCUGUCACCACUGAUAAAUCCACUAUAAUUGAGAAUUUCAAUAAGCAUUUUUCUACGGCUGGCCAUGCUUUCCACCUGGCUACUCCUACCCCGGUCAACAGCACUGCACCCCCCACAGCAACUCUCCCAAGCCUUCCCCAUUUCUCCUUCUCCCAAAUCCAGUUAGCUGAUGUUCUGAAAGAGCUGCAAAAUCUGGUCCCCUACAAAUCAGCCGGGCUAGACAAUCUGGACCCUUUCUUUCUAAAAUUAUCUGCCGAAAUUGUUGCCACCCCUAUUACUAGCCUGUUCAACCUCUCGUGUCGUCUGAGAUUCCCAAAGAUUGGAAAGCAGUUGCGGUCAUCCCCCUCUUCAAAGGGGAGGGACACUCUUGACCCAAACUGCUACAGACCUAUAUCUAUCCUACCCUGCCUCUCUAAGGUCCUCGAAAGCCAAGUCAACAAACAGAUUACCGACCAUUUUGAAUCUCACCAUACCUUCUCUGCUAUGCAAUCUGGUUUCAGAGCUGGUCAUGGGUGCACCUCAGCCACGCUCAAGGUCCUAAACGAUAUCUUAACCGCCAUCGAUAAGAAACAUUACUGUGCAGCCGUAUUCAUUCAUCUGGCCAAGGCUUUCGACUCUGUCAAUCACCACAUCCUCAUCGGCAGACUCGACAGCCUUGGUUUCUCAAAUGAUUGCCUCGCCUGGUUCACCAACUACUAUCUGAUAGAGUUCAGUGUGUCAAAUCGGAGGGUCUGCUGUCCGGACCUCUGGCAGUCUCUAUGGGGGCGCCACAGGGUUCAAUUCUUGGACCGACUCUAUUCAUUCUUGUUUCUCACUUCAGUCUUUCAUCACACUUAUCUUCACAGAUGGUGUUAAAGCACUCCGUACCAGUGAUAGUGGUCCAAAGCCACUGCUCCUGUGUUGCAGGAAGUGCUCUGUGCAAUCAUCUGGUGGCCCUUCCAUUCUGUGUUUACUUGAUUUCUUUCCCGCACCCGUUACUCAUUGCCUAAUUAAAGCCAAUACAAGCUCCGCACAAACUGAUAUUCACUACAACACAAAUGAUUGAUACAUGUCGUAGAUAAACAAAUUAUUAUUUUGCUGCUAGCAAAUAAACACAUGUACAUUUUCACUGGCUUGGCCCAUGCUCUGGACCGGAUCAGAGACGGCACAGUCCAUAGGCAGCGCACCUUGUUAUUCAUCCCCCUCAGUCGGAGCAGGAGGUUUCAGUCUUCUUUCCCAAACACCAGGUCUCCUUUGAAUGUGCCAGUUCCACGUGAAGACAGUAAGAACAACACAUAUUUUUAGGUAUUGUCGUCCCCCCAAUUUUUCCCUCAACAAAGUCACUUUCGAUGAAAUGUGUACUACACACCUUUGUGUGUUUGGUGACAGCAAAGUUGUCACGACGUACUGCCACCAACCACUUUUUUUCUGAGCUCUACAUCGACCGGGAAACGAUGGAAGCUCACAAUACCAUUUGGAUACCAAUACAUUUGGAAGGAACUGAACACAGAGGCACUGAACAAUGUUCAUUAGCACCUCCUUCGCGGAGCUGUAACGUAUUGUAACGUAGUCAUUGCGAACUAUUUGUCAGAAAUGCAUCGACGAUAGCUAGUAAGCUAAUGAUAAAAACAAUAGCAGAACUCGCUCCGGAAGUCAUCAACCCGGUCGGAAGUAAAUUAGUACAUUGGAGGCGGUAUAAUGCAUAGAGCCAAUUGAAUGUACCACAGGUGGACUCCAAUCAAGUUGUAAAACAUCUCAAGGAUGAUCAAUGGAAACAGGAUGCACCGGAGGUCAAUUUCAAGUCUCAUAGCAAAUGUCUGAAUACUUAUGUAAAUAAGGUAUUUCUGUUUUUUAUUUUUUAGAAAUUUGCAAAAAUGUCUAAACCUGUAUUCACUUUGUCAUUAUUAGGUAUUAGGUGUAGAUUGAGGGGGAACAUUAUUUAAUCCAGUUUAGAAUAAGGCUGUAACCUAAAUUUUAAAAAAUGUGGAAAAAGUGAAGUGAAUGCACUGUAUAAGCUUGGGUUACUAUACAUAUCUAAGACUUGUUCGAAAGACCAUAGUAACCCAACUGCAACUUUCUAUCCUAGAUUAUGGUGACAUCUAUCAAAACACAACCAAGACCUUACUUCGUGAAUUAAAUGUAAUUUAUAACUAUCCUUGCAGAUUCAUUCUUUAAUGUUAUUAUAAGACACAUCAUUGCACAAUGUGUGAAUCGUUAAAUUGUCUGUCACCCCCAAACAGAAGACAACUGCAUUGGUACCAAAUUAUUUUGAAAUGUAUUACAUUAAAUUUCCUUGUAUAUAUAGUUCCAGCCCAAAAUUUGGAAACACCUAUUCAUUCUGUGGUUUUUCUUUAUUUUUACUAUUUUCUUCUUUGUAGAAUAAUAGUGAAGGCAUCAAAACUAUGAAAUGACACAUAUGGAAUCAUGUAGUAACCAAAAAAGUGUUAAACAAAUCAAAAUAUAUUUUAUAUUUAAGAUUCUGCAACAGCUUUGCACACUUGGCAUUCUCUCAACCAGCUUCAUGAGGUAGUCAUCUGGAAUGCAUUUCAAUUAACAGGUGUGCCUUGUUAAGUUACUUUGUAGAAUUGAUUUCCUUCUAAAUCCGUUUCAGCCAAUCAGUUGUGUUGUGACAAGGUAGAAUUGGUAUACAGAAGUUAGCCCUAUUUGGUAAAAGACCAAGUCCAUAUUAUGGCAUGAACAGCUCGAAUAAACAAAGAGAAACGACAGUCCAUCAGUACUUCAAGACAUGAAGGUCAGUCAAUUCGGAAAAUUUCAAGAACUUUGAAAGUUUCUAGUGCAGUCACAAAAACCAUCAAGCGCUAUGAUGAAACUGGCCGCCACAGUAAAAGGAAGACCCAGAGUUACCUCUGCUGCAGAGGAUAAAUUCAUCAGAAUAACUGCACCUCAGAUUGCAGCCCAAAUAAAUGCUUCACAGAGUUCAAGUAACAGACAUGUCUAACAUUAACUGUUCAGAGGAGACUGCGUGAAUCGGGCCUUCAUGGUUGAAUUGCUGCAAAGAAAACACUACUAAAGUACACCAAUAAGAAGAGACUUGCUUGGGCCAAGAAACACAAGCAAGGGACAUUAGACCGGUGGAAAUCUGUCCUUUGGACUGAUGAGUCCAAAUGUGAGAUUUUUGGUUCCAACCGCCAUGUCUUUGUGAGACGCAGAGUAGGUGAAUGGAUUAUCUCCACCUGUGUGGUUCCCACCGUGAAGCAUGGAGGAGGUGGUGUGAUGUGUGGGGGUGCUUUGUUGGUGACACUCAGUGAUUUAUUUAGAAUUCAAGGCACACUUAACCAGCAUGACAACCACAGCAUUCUGCAGCGACACCAUCCCAUCUGGUUUGCGCUUAGUGGGACUAUCAUUUGUUUCUCAACAGGAUAAUGACCAAAACACACCUCCAGGCUGUGUAAGGGCUAUUUGACCAAGAAGGAGAGUGAUGGAGUGCUGCAUCAGAUGACCUGGCCUCCACAAUCACCCGACCUCAAUCCAAUUGAGAUGGUUUGAGAUGAGUUGGACCACAGAGUGAAACAAAAGCAGCCAACAAGUGGUCAGCAUAUGUGGGAACUCCUUCAAGACUGUUGGAAAAGCAUUCCAGGUGAAGCUGGUUGAGAGAAUGCCAAGCGUGUGCAAAGCUGUCAAGGCAAAAAUAAAAUAUAUUUUCAUUUUUUUAACACUUUUUUGGUUAUUACACAAUUCCAUGUGUUAUUUCAUAGUUGCCUUCACUAUUAUUCUACCAUUUGAACCAGCUUUCAUAUUGCAGAUUGAUGGAAGCUACAGUCUAUUUACAGUUGUGGCAAAAAGUUUUGAGAAUGACACAAAUAAAAAAUUUCACAGUCUGCUGCCUCAGUUUGUAUGAUGGCAAUUUGCAUAUACUCCCUGAAUGUUUGGAAGAGUGAUCAGAUGAAUAAAGUCCUGCAAGCACCAGGACCGUCUCCUAAAGUUGAUUCAGCUGCGGGAUCGGGGCACCACCAGUACAGAGCUUGCACAGGAAUAGCAGCAGGUAGGUUUGAGUGCAUCUGCACGCACAGUGAGGCGAAGACUUUUGGAGGAUGGCCUGGUGUCAAGAAGGGCAGCAAAGAAGCGACUUCUCUCCAGGAAAAACAUCAGGGACAGACUGAUAUUCUGCAAAAGGUACAGGGAUUGGACUGCUGAGGACUAGGGUAAAGUCAUUUUCUCUGAUGAAUCCCCUUUCCGAUUGUUUUGGGCAUCUGGAAAAAAACUUGUCCGGAGAAGACAAGGUGAGCGCUACCAUCAGUCCUGUGUCAUGCCAACAGUAAAGCAUCCUGAGACCAUUCAUGUGUUGCUUCUCAGCCAAGGGAGUGGGCUCACUCACAAUUUUGCCUAAGAACACAGCCAUGAAUAAAGAAUGGUACCAACACAUCCUCCGAGAGCAACUUCUCCCAACCAUCCAGGAACAGUUUGGUGAUGAACACUGCCUUUUCCAGCAUGAUGUAGCACCUUGCCGUAAGGUAAAAGUGAUAACUAAGUGGCUCGGGGAACAAAACAUCAAUGUUUUGGGUCCAUGGCCAGGAAACUCCCCAGACCUUAAUCCCAUUGAGAACUUGUGGUCAAUCCUCAAGAGGCGGGUGGACAAACAAAAACCCACAAAUUCUGACAAUCUCCAAGCAUUGAUUAUGCAAGAAUGGGCUGCCAUCAGUCAGGAUGUGAACCAGAAGUUAAUUGACAGCAUGCCUAGGGCGGAUUGCAGAGGUCUUGAAAAAGAAGUGUCAACACUGCAAAUAUUGACACUGCAUCAACUUCAUGUAAUUGUCAAUAAAAGCCUUUGACACUUAUGAAAUGCUUUUAAUUAUACUCCAGUAUUCCAUAGUAACAUCUGACAAAAAUAUCUAAAGACACUGAAGCAGCAAACUUUGUGGAAAUUAAUAUUUGUGUCAUUCUCAAAACUUUUGACCACGACUGUACAGUGGCUUGCGAAAGUAUUCACCCCCCUUGGCAUUGUUCCUAUUUUGUUGCCUUACAACCUGGAAUUAAAAUGUAUUUUUGGGGCGGUUUGUAUCAUUUGAUUUUCACAACAUUCCUACCACUUUGAAGAUGCUUUUUAUUGUGAAACAAACAAGGCAAAAAAAAUGAAAACUUGAGCGUGCAUAACUAUUCACCCCCCAAGGUCAAUACUUUGUAGAGCCACCUUUUGCAGCAAUUACACCUAAAAGUCUCUUGGGUUAUGUCUCAAAAAGCUUGACACAUCUAGCCACUGGGAUUUUUGGCCAUUCUUCAAGGCAAAACUGCUCCAGCUCCUUCAAGUUGGAUGGGUUCCGCUGGUGUACAGCAAUCUUUAAGUCAUACCACAGAUUCUCAAUUGGAUUGAGGUCUGGGCUUUGACUAGGCCAUUCCAAUAAAUGUAAAUGUUUCCCCUUAAACCACUCAAGUGUUGCUUUAGCAGUAUGCUUAGGGUCAUUGUGCUGCUGGAAGGUGAACCUCCGUCCCAGUCUCAAAUCUAUGGAAGACGAACAGGUUUCCCUCAAGAAUUUUAAUGUAUUUAGCGUCAUCCAUCAUUCCUUCAGUUCUGACCAGUUUCCCAGUCCCUGCCGACGAAAAACAUCCCCACAGCAUGAUGCUGCCACAACCAUGCUUCACUGGUGACAUCGCGUUUUCCUUGAUGGCCAAAAAAAAACAUUUUAGUUUUCUGUCCAGAGUACCCUCUUCCAUAUGUUUGGGGAGUGUCCCACAUGCCUUUUGGCGAACACCAAAUGUGUUUGCUUAUUUUUUUAUUUAAGCAAUGACUUUUUUUCUGGCUACUCUUCCAUAAAGCCCAGCUCUGUGGAGUGUACGGCUUAAAGUGGUCCUAUGGACUACAGGUCGACCGAUUAUGAUUUUUCAAUGCCGAUACCAAUAACGAUUAUUGGAGGACCCAAAAAAAAGGCUGAUACCGAUAAAAAUCGGCCGAUUUUUAUAUAUAUAUUUGAAAUAAUGACAAUUACAACAAUACUGAAUGAACAUGCAUUUUAACUUAAUAUAAUACAUCAAUAAAGUCAAUUUAGUCUCAAAUAAAUAAUGAAACAUAAAAUUAAAUAAUGCAAAAACACAGUGUUGGUGCAAUAUUUGCCAUGUAAAAAGGCUAAUGUUUAAGUUGAUUGCUCAGAACAUAUGAAAGCUGGUGUUUCCUUUUAACAUGAGUCUUCAAUAUUCCCAGGUAGGAAGUUUUAGGUUGUAGUUAUUUUCACUCUCCAGACAUUAUUUCCUAAAGGACUUAAUGAUGAAAUGCCUAUGUAUGUUAUGUUGUGAAUUUGAACAUGAAAUAUGUGUCUCUUGUAGAUUAUUCUGACAUUUUUCGUACGAUGUACCCAGUGACUAAUGAAAACUUACUAUGUCCUCAUUGAGAUUUUACAGGCGUGUUCAAUACGCCUUAUUUAUACACUUUUGUCAUAUUUAUGCAUAUUGUUAUAUUUGGUAGCACUUAUUUGUUUUUCCUUUGUCUCCAACCCCCUUCGAUGUGUAGAAUGGAUGUGGGUGGGGCCAGGUCUACAUAAGGGUGCAAAUUUGUAAAAAUCACAAAAGCUCUGAUGAAGGCCGUGUGGCCGAUAUGUAAGCUUAUUAAAUAUCGGUGAUACUAUCAA
Oncorhynchus nerka (sockeye salmon) is the source of this 13812-nucleotide messenger RNA. Its product is annotated as interleukin-15 receptor subunit alpha-like. The transcript is spliced from 8 exons. Gene Ontology annotation, molecular function: interleukin-15 receptor activity. Bases 188 to 955 code for a protein of 255 amino acids. The record is from RefSeq and is a predicted model, not a curated record. Gene Ontology annotation, biological process: interleukin-15-mediated signaling pathway. NCBI's taxonomy places the organism in Eukaryota, Metazoa, Chordata, Actinopteri, Salmoniformes, Salmonidae.